Erpetoichthys calabaricus (reedfish) is the source of this 1717-nucleotide messenger RNA. It is a transcript of the gene eve1, whose product is annotated as even-skipped-like1. Gene Ontology annotation, molecular function: DNA-binding transcription factor activity, RNA polymerase II-specific; RNA polymerase II cis-regulatory region sequence-specific DNA binding. Bases 1 to 798 code for a protein of 265 amino acids. Lineage: Eukaryota; Metazoa; Chordata; Cladistia; Polypteriformes; Polypteridae. The transcript is spliced from 3 exons. Gene Ontology annotation, cellular component: nucleus. Gene Ontology annotation, biological process: regulation of transcription by RNA polymerase II. The record is from RefSeq and is a predicted model, not a curated record.
AUGGAGUUAGCAGUUAAAAACUGUGAUUAUUUCCUUUCGGUAACAUCUUUAACAGUGGCCGAAGACAGAGAUUCCCACGUGGCAAUAAAGGGGUCCGGGGACCCCGAUCCAGUCGAAGAGGAUUCUUCGGCUUCUCGAGGCUCUUUCCACGGUGGGAUGGAUCAAACGAGGAGGCACAGGACGGCGUUCACGAGGGAGCAGCUCGCCCACCUGGAGCAGGAAUACUGCAAGGAAAGCUACGUGUCAAGACCGAGGCGCUGUGAGCUGGCCGCGGCGCUCAACCUGCCGGAGACUACAAUAAAGGUCUGGUUCCAGAACAGAAGAAUGAAAGACAAGAGGCAGAGGCACACUUUAGGUUGGCCUAACCCAAUGGACCCAACUCUCUACGCCUACAUGAUGAGUCAAGCAGCUGCUAGUCUUCCUUACACUUUUCUUCCUCACAUGCCUCUGCACCUGUACUCUCCCAUGGGACUUAACACUGGGGCGCCAGCUCCUGGACCAUUCAGCAGCCCUCUCCGGCCCUUGGACUCUCUGCGAUUCUCUCAUCCUCCUUACCCACGACCUGACCUACUAGCUAGUCUGAGACAGCCUACCUUCUAUUCUGCUGCUCACGGACUUCACCAUCCAAGUUCCUGUCUUUGCAUUUUGUGUACAGGAAAUUCAGGAACUCAUCGAGGACCCACUUUACUCAGGGGGUCUGCUUCUCAGAGUGACGGCCUACUAAAUUCAAACCCUUCUGUUGUGAAGCCUGCUGUGGUUCCCAUGGACAGAAGAGAAGAAAUACCACUGUCAAGAUGACAAUACAUCUCGUUUUGUAAAUAAUAAUAAUAAUUAUUAUUCUGAUGGUUGUAGUUAGUGGAAAAGAAUUAGAUUUUAUAAAGAAGAGGAAGGCAUGGUUGACUAUAAAUGCCUAUUGACCUUGCGGGAAAAAAUACUGUAAAGAAAAACUUAAACUUGAGUCAAACCUAAGGUAGCAUUGUUUUUUGUUUUUGCUAAAGUGAAGCAAAAUGAUACAUUUCUCAAUAGCUUAUUUUCACAUGUUUUUUGAAGUUUACUCAUCUCUUAGUGACUAGACAGUGUCUCACUGGCUUUCUGAUGUGCACUGGAUAUAGCUGAGGAAUUUCAUCUACCUGCCUACCACUAAAUAGUAAAAGAGUGUUUGCAAAGAAAUGGAACCUGUGGUUGUCCAGGCUAAUUAGUGAAUGCCGUAGGUAUCUCUGCUGACUUUUACGACAGCAUAAGAUCAUUGAAGUGUGACAUUUGAUGUAGUCCGUUUAAGUGAGUGACCAAAUGUGAACUGGCUAGAGUUUACUGCAAUGUUGCUAUUGCAAUAGGAGAUCCUCCUAACAAUGCCAUGAUGUUUGGGGUUUAAGAGAUCCAACCUUAAGACUGGAGACAAGUGAACAACCUCUCCUCUCAAAAUAACUGUCAGAAAGAAUUUAUAUUUGCAGAUCUAUGACCAUUUGCACAAGCUUAUCAUUACAUCUUGUGAGAUUAGGGAUCCUAUUAGGGUGCUCUACCUGCAGAAUGACUGUGGAUUUAGAGACUGGCAUCGAAGCUACAGCGAUGAGCUGUAACCAACACUGGCUAUGCCAUGGGAUGGCUUGGCUCUGAUAUUCUAAAGAAAUCUACAGUGCUCUUUGCAGAAUGGAAUCUCAAUUUACUUAUGACUUGCACUACAUUAUGAGAACAUAAACUAAGUUUUCUUUUUUUCAUG